Nematocida parisii ERTm1 is the source of this 1286-nucleotide messenger RNA. RefSeq names its product nucleolar protein. Bases 1 to 1248 code for a protein of 415 amino acids. Lineage: Eukaryota; Fungi; Microsporidia. The record is from RefSeq and is a predicted model, not a curated record. Gene Ontology annotation, cellular component: nucleolus. Gene Ontology annotation, biological process: maturation of LSU-rRNA; rRNA base methylation. The transcript has a single exon. Gene Ontology annotation, molecular function: rRNA (cytosine-C5-)-methyltransferase activity; RNA binding.
AUGCUUCAAGAGCUCCAGAAAGAAGAGAUCAACAACUAUUCUUCAUGUGAACAAGAAAUAGACGACAUAGGCUCAGAACAGUCGGAACCAGAAGAAACAAGACUUUCUGCCACAGAAGCCACAUACAACGAUUAUUUAUUACAAAAAAUAACUGAAUUAUUUAACAAGGAGGAGAAAGAAGCCUUUAUGAUAGCUUCAGACCAGAAAAGGCCACUGACUAUACGUGUUAACACACUGUUUGACAAACGGGCUGCUAUUAUGAAGAAGCUUGUUAACCGAGGCGUUAACAUAGAUGGAAUCCAGUGGAAUGACUGUUCUGCAGUAGUUUACAACAGUGAUGUGCCAAUAGGCGCCACUCCAGAGUAUUUGGCUGGUUUAUAUAUUCUGCAGUCUCCUUCUUCUUCUUUGGCUGUUAUAGCCCUAGAUCCACAGGAGAAUGAGGUUAUUGUUGAUAUGUGCGCUGCGCCGGGUGGAAAGACCACUCACAUAGCCGCCUUAAUGAACAACACAGGGACUAUUUAUGCAAAUGACGUGUCUGAGGAAAGAGCACUCUCUCUUGCAGCCAACUUACAGAGAAUGGGUGUAAGCAACACUAUUGUUACUGUGAUGGGCGGGAGAGGGCUUCCAUACACAAACGUGAACAGAGUCUUACUUGAUGCACCAUGCUCUGGAACAGGAGUGCUUUCAAAGGACCCAGCAGCAAAGAGAAAUAAGGAUGCAAAGGUCAUAAAGCAACUGCAGUAUAAACAAAUGGCACUGAUAUUAAAGGCGUUUGACAUGCUGAACCCAAAGAACCCAGAGUCUAUUUUAGUGUACUCCACCUGUUCUAUAUUAGUGGAGGAGAAUGAGUACAUUGUUGACUAUCUGCUAAAGAAGAGAAAGAAUGCAAAGGUGAUUGAAACCAAUUUACCAAUAGGAAAGGAAGGGUUUAAAUCGUACAGAGGAUGGGUAUUCCACCCUUCUUUAAAGAACACACGAAGAUUCUAUCCACACAUUCACAACACAGACGGAUUCUUUGUUGCCAAGAUAAGAAAGACUGGAUACAGCCCAGAGGAGAUUGAGGAAAACAAGAAGCUAAAAGAAAAGGAGAGAAGAAGGCAAAAGGGAGAAGAGACCGAGGAGGACAAGGUUCCUAAGAAAGAGCCAAAGAAGAAGCCACAAGGUAGAAGAAAGCCAAGACCAGAAGGAAAGGCAGACUUAGCGAGAAAGAAGAGCCAAGAUAAAAGAAAAGAGAGAAAAAGAGAUUAAGAAUAAAUUAUAAAGAGAUAAUAAAUGAAUAAUACAGU